GAGGACCACAGGGUACUAUGUGGAGGUAAACUACUAACACUGUAGAGAUAAAGGAAGUUAAUGUAGUCACAUCAUGUGCUAGUUACUGGUAACAAGUGUUUUUACUUGAACACAUUCCCCGGUUGGUUGUAUAACGUACAGUUUGAAUUUGGGCUACAUGCUUUCAAAAGAUUGCUCUGCAGAAGAUGGCACUUUACAUUUUGCACUUGCAAAUGUCUUCGUUGGAGAUGCAUAUUACAUUCUGUUUUUACAGGUAAUGAAAUGGUACAAUUGUGUACAUUUGCUGAAUACACAAUGUGUCAGAUUAUGUUUCCAUUGUUAGAGUGUUGAUUUUUGUCCAGUCUGACUUCUGAAUUUAGCUGAGAACUGAUUUAGAAACUGAGCAUUAGGAGCAUGAUUACUGGUGAAUUUGCAUUUGGUAUUUGGCUGUUGGAAUUGCUUAAUUCUUCUGGAUUCUCUGGAUGUUAUUAGCUGGCAAUAUGUCAAACAGAACUGCACAAAGCCAGUGUUCAUUGGUGCUACAGUCGUGGUCUGCAUAGAUGAAGCCAGUCUGGUGGUGUGAGACUGCAGUGCAUUGCGUGGCAGUUAUGUUUUUACAGUGCUAGUUAAAAGCGCUGUCGUUGGCUGGCCCAGAGGCCCGGGACUGACUGUGACUGUUUAAACAUUUUAUUACCUGUUAAGGCUAUUUAUAAUGUUCCUGUGCAUGGGCUGCUCUCAGCUGUCAGUAAUUUGCACCUGCGGGAGCACUUUAGCAGCGGGCUGGAUGGAUGGGCAGGCAGGCAAGUCCCUGAAACAAACUCAGAUAGGCUUUUAGUUUGUUUAACAGAAAUGCAUACAUGAACAUAUGACAACGUUCAGGUGUGCUAAACUGGUUUCAGUCACCUGUCUCGUACAAAAAGCACGCUUUACAAACUAUACAUUCUGCACAUGUGGUCCACAGAAACACAUGUACAUUCUGUUCAUAUGUUUCUGUGAAUGACCUGUGUGUAUGCGUGUGCACGGGUGUCUGUGUGCCUCCUCCCAGUUACUGCGAGCCUAUUUUAAGUAGGCGACAAAAGGCCCACUUAGAUUUGGUUGGCUGGAAAGUCGGCCUGCUCCACAGAGCACUUCUUGUUAACUGAAGGCUGCUUCCAGUUUCUAGGGCCACUCUCCUCCCCCCCCUCCUCUCAGUCCUCCCUCUGCCUGGAUAUCCACAUGUCCUCCCUGACUCAAAGUGCUCAGCUCAGCAAAUAUUUGAAACUUUGCAAGUUAAUCAUAAGACUGAACACCCUCCGCCUCCUCCUUUACAAACACAGAAAGAGGGAGUGACCAAAGAGAUGGAGAGAGACGCACACACAAACGCAGCUGGCACGAGUGGGUGCUUUCAGAACAGGCUGCACCGACACCAGAGCAGCUACUGCUAAUCAUUAACUAUCUGCCUCCACAUGAGCAGGCCUCGACCUCGCGGUGCGCAGAAAGGGAAAGACGAGAGAGAGGAGACUCAGCCCUUUACCACACGACACAGCAGGAACUGAACAGUCAGUCAGCUAGACAGUCGCAUGUUGCACCUGCCUCACGCCGAGCGGAUUUUGCCUGGAUUUCAUUAAGAAGCACAUAAAGCUGCGACCUUUUUAAGAAUUAAACCAAGCUACAUCCAUGUCCUCAGUGGACUAAACUAUGAAAUGGAGCUUUACCGGAGGACUUGAACCUAACUCUGUUGGAUUUAAUAUACCCUUUGGGAAUAAAAGAAGAGUUUCGAAGAAGAAAUUUUUGAUUCACCAAAAUAUGCACAACUUGCAACCUCUACCUCCAAAGCCACCCAAGCCCACAUCUGUGAUUAACAACGGUAUGAACAACAACAUGGCUCUACAAGACGCUGAAUGGUACUGGGGAGACAUCUCAAGGGAGGAGGUCAAUGAGAAACUGAGGGACACUGCAGAUGGUACGUUUUUGGUGCGAGACGCCUCUACGAAAAUGCACGGCGACUACACUCUGACUCUGAGGAAAGGAGGAAACAAUAAGCUUAUUAAGAUAUUCCAUCGGGAUGGGAAGUAUGGCUUCUCAGACCCACUGACCUUCAGCUCUGUUGUUGAGCUCAUCAACCACUAUCGCAAUGAGUCACUGGCUCAGUAUAACCCUAAGCUAGACGUCAAGCUGCUGUAUCCCGUUUCCAAACACCAGCAGGAUCAGGUAGUAAAAGAAGACAACAUUGAAGCUGUGGGGAGGAAGCUCUGUGAGUACCACCAGCAGUACCAAGAGAAGAACAAAGAGUAUGACCGUCUUUAUGAAGAGUACACCAGAACAUCACAAGAAAUCCAAAUGAAACGGACAGCGAUUGAGGCUUUCAAUGAAACUAUAAAGAUAUUUGAGGAGCAGUGUCAAACACAAGAGCGGUACAGCAAGGAGUAUAUUGAGAAAUUCAGGAGAGAAGGCAACGACAAAGAGAUCCAGAGGAUCAUGGGAAAUUACGAGAAGCUGAAAUCAAGGAUUAGUGAGAUCGUAGACAGCAAACGCAGACUGGAGGAAGAUCUGAAGAAACAGGCUGCGGACUACAGAGAGAUCGACAAACGAAUGAACAGCAUCAAGCCUGACCUCAUCCAGCUCCGCAAGACCAGAGACCAGUAUCUAAUGUGGUUGACCCAGAAGGGAGUCAGACAGAAGAAACUCAACGAGUGGCUGGGAAUCAAAAACGAGAACACAGAAGAUCAAUACUCUAUGGUGGAUGAUGACGAAGACCUUCCUCAUCAUGACGAGCGAAGCUGGAAGCUGGGUAACAUCAACAGACUACAGGCCGAGGCCCUCCUCCAGGGCAAGAGAGACGGAACAUUCCUGGUUCGAGACAGCAGCAAAGCAGGAUGCUACGCCUGCAGUGUUGUUGUGGAUGGCGAGGUGAAGCACUGCGUCAUCAACAAGACCCCCUCAGGUUAUGGCUUCGCCGAGCCGUAUAACCUGUACAGCUCAUUAAAAGAACUCGUACUUCACUACCAGCACACGUCUUUGGUCCAGCACAAUGACUCUCUGAAUGUGACGCUAGCGUACCCAGUCUAUGCUCAGCAGAGACGGUGAGGACCCGGAUGUAUCCACAUGGACACAAAGAUUUCUAAGGCCUCACGGGAGUGGGAGAUCUGGACUCCAUGAUUGAAACGAGGCUCUAAUGCCUAACUUGGACUUGAAAUCGGAGGAAAAGACGCAAUAAAGCCUGAAACAUUUCAGUGACUUUGCCUGACCACAAGCCUGAGGCGAGUCUGAAUGUAGAUCUAUUUCUCUUUUGCUUUUUGCGGGAGCACAGAAUCAAGCGGAAAACUGCUGAACUCCCCCAGCGGAGGACAUUUGAGGCCUUUUCUUUAUGGUGCUUGUUCUUUUUCGAAGCUUUACCAGCCGGAAUGUCUAAUCGCAGCAGAUAAACUCUUCAAAUGGAACUGUAACUCACCGGCCACAACUUUUGUUUUUUCCACUUUUAUUUUUUCCUUUCACAUCAUCUGUGUGUUUCUUUGUAUGUGGCUGUGACUGAGUGUGUGACUGUCCAUGUGACCAAAACUCAUAGAAUCAGGAAGCUGUGUGAUUGGGGGCUGUGUAACACAUUUGCUCGUGUUAACUGUUAAGUAGCAGACCAUGGAUCAGCUGAUAAAUGUAGCAAAAUGGCACUUUUUAAAACAAAUUUUAAUUUUUUUUUCUUCUUCUUUUUUUAUUUUAUUUUUUUUUAAAAACUCCUAUGGACUUUUAUCUGAAGAGCAGAGAUGACAAGACGUCUGCGUCCUGCCUUCUUGCUGUUGAGCAUUGUUGUGCAGAAGUAAACUUGAUCUUAACUGUGGGCAGGUGAAACUAUGAAUGGACUUACUAUUUCAUGUACAUAUGUGAAAAUGUGCAAAGUCAUGAAUCAAAGUGCACCAUACCAAAAAGGAUCAGUUCCUGUUUAGUUGUAUUCUGAUCUGCUAUGCAAUUCUUUCUCCAUAUUUACUUCAGAAUUGUUCUAUUCUGUUGCAACCCACAAUAUAAGCUUGUUUUAUUGCUUGAAAAGUAUCUUUUCCUGUGUAAAUAUCCAAGAGGAUAUUUUGUGUCAAAAUGUCAAGAUACGGUAAAAAAUGCUUAUGAUUUUUAAAGAUAAUAAUAGAAACAUACACUUUAUUAUAAAUUACUUUAACAACUGGUAUACAGAUGGAAAAAGAUGAGUAUUUUAUUAGUCUUUUUUUUUUUUUUUUGCUUCAAACUAAUUCUCAGGCAGAGCCUUUUGAGUAUUUGAGCUGCUUCAUACACAAAGUACUAUUUCCGACAGAGUGACACACAGUUCUUUGUUGGGACAGACAAACAAAGUUCGAGCACUCAGAGAGAGCGGGCUGACAGGAUUGUACGACCCGUUGUCAACCAUCACCGCGAAAACAACAGUAUAGAUUUAUUUUGUUAUAAAAUAUAUAUGUUCCCAUAUGAGAAUAUAUCAAAGCAGACUGGUGUUUUCAACUGAUGGAUAUUGUUAUUAAAGAUCAAUAUACAUUGUACACUUAGUAUUUUUCUGUAUCAGAAAAUCACUGUGUUUACAUGGGUGGAUCGGCUCAUUUCAGAUAGUCAGUAAUUUCAUAUUUCAAAGGACAACACGUGCCAGUGGAAUCCUACGCCACAGCGCAAUUAUACGUUUUCUUUCCCCAUCUUUAGCUUUUACAAGUCUAUAACUGGAGUUAUUGGUACAAGUGUAAACCCAGUGAACUAGUAAUAAUGUAAAUGACUAUUAGCAUUUGAGCAUGUCGGACCACCAGAACUACCAAUAUGAAGUCGAAAUGACGUGAAAAAUGACAAAUUAGAUCGCUCACAUGACAAAAUGUCUCCCAGUGAUAAUAUUUUGCAACCCCCUCCCCUCAACAUGUACGCAUGGUCAUCACAGCUGUCGAUUAAACUGUUUAAUAUUUCUAUGUGUAACAAAUUAGUUGUAAAAACACUAACAAAGUGUACUUUUGAUUAUUGUUUCCAUUUUCAUUGGCAUGUCAAAUCUGACUCUUAAUUAUCUUUGGCACAAACUUGUAUUCUUGGAAAAGGUGUAUAAACAGACAGCCACCGAAGAAAAAAAUGUUUUCAUCUCUUGCAUAUUCUUUGCGGUUCCACAAAGCGGAACUGCUCAAGCUACGGUACACACAGCUGAGUUUAAAGUGUAACGUGUUUUAGAUGUAUUUGACCAAAUUGCUCAUCCAAGUUUUAAUUUUUAGCACAUUGAUAGGAACUGUCAUUUAUUGUAGGCUUUAUUGGUUCUUUCAAAGCUGUUAACAGGUGUCAUGGAUACAGCUGUCAUAUUUGACAUUUAUUUUACUAGAUUUUAUUUACCUCCCCAACAGCUGCUGGCAUGAUUUUAUUUUUUUGUUUGUUUCUUAUUGUCAAAGAUAUUUUUUUUUAUAGUUCUUGGACAACAUGCACCAUUAUUUUCUUUGCCCCAAUUCUGGGUUGUAUGAUUAUUUUAGGUGUCCUUUUUUUAUUUGAAGCUCCCCUCUUAUGUUGGUGUCCCUAACAUGAUGAUUGGAUUGAGAUUUGCCAGUGUUCCCCAGUUUUGCUUCAAAUCUUGGGCUUUGUUAAAAAUGAAAUAAAACACUUCUUUUUAAGAAACAAA
Molecule: messenger RNA, 5566 nt
Organism: Stegastes partitus (bicolor damselfish)
Lineage: Eukaryota; Metazoa; Chordata; Actinopteri; Pomacentridae
Gene: pik3r1
Product: phosphoinositide-3-kinase, regulatory subunit 1 (alpha)
Exons: 9
Coding region: 1657-3045 (462 amino acids)
Biological process (GO): insulin receptor signaling pathway; phosphatidylinositol phosphate biosynthetic process
Cellular component (GO): phosphatidylinositol 3-kinase complex
Molecular function (GO): 1-phosphatidylinositol-3-kinase regulator activity; protein binding
Source: RefSeq, a predicted model, not a curated record